ACUGACACCUACUGUCCACCAGCUGUUGCACACACAAGUUACAAAACAGUACGUUUGCAGCCAUUUACAGGCUCACGUGUACUGCUGCUUCGUUAUGCAAACGCUGGAGUUCCUGCUAGUAAACUGCAACGCUAAACGCUCAACAUCUCAGAGGGAGAAAUGAAGGGCAGACGGACAAAGUCAGAUGCAUCCGAAUCAAAGGGGAAAGUGAAGAAAAGAAUCGGGGAGACCUCUGCUCCGACUCAAUCCAAAAGACUGCGUGAGAAAAAAGAUGGAGAGACAUCUGAACAAGCAGCAGGGCCUCCGCUCAAGUCUGCAGGGGUCCAGAAGAGUGGGUGUGGAAGCAUCCUGCACUACAUUUACAAGAGCACUCUGGGGCAAAGUCUUCACUCACAGAUGAGACAGUGUCUUCAGGAACCUUUUAUCCGCUCACUGUCGUCGUACCAUUUCCACAGUGCUACCAGCCCCUUCGACCGCAGGAUCACCUGUCUGGAGUGGCAUCCCACUCAUCCCACCACUCUGGCUGUGGGGUCAAAAGGUGGUGACUUAUAUCUGUGGGACUUCAAGGUGCCUGCAAAGAAAACUUUUAUUCAAGGGAGCGGAGCGGGAGAUUUUAUCGGAGGGAUGAAGUUUUGCCCAAUGGACUUUUCCAAAGUCUACGUGGCUUCUGGUGAGGGCUCAUUGACCAUGCAGAGCUUUGAGGGCCACACACCCACCGUUCUGUCCAGAACUCAAGACUGUGGCCACGAUCACCACAACGUUUGUUAUUGGUACUGCUGCGUAGAUGUGUCAGUAAACCGACAGAUGCUUGUGACAGGAGACAAUGUGGGACAGCUCUCACUCUUGGGAUUGGAUGGCCAAAAGAUUUUCAGUGACAAGUUGCACAAAGCCAAAGUGACCCAUGCAGAGUUCAACCCCCGUUGUGAUUGGUUGUUGGCAACAGCCUCAGUUGACCACACGGUGAAGCUUUGGGACCUGAGAAACAUCAAAGACAAAAAGAGCUUCCUCCAUGACAUGCCGCACGAGAGAGCUGUCAACUCUGCCUUUUUCAACCCAUUGGACUGCUCCAAGUUACUCACCACAGAUCAGUAUGACCAGAUCCGGGUCUACUCGUCCUCUGAUUGGUCAAAGCCUCAACAUAUAAUCCAACAUCCACACAGACAGUUUCAGCAUCUCACACCCAUCAAGGCCACAUGGCACCCUGUCUAUGACCUAAUUGUGGUGGGCCGCUACCCCGAUGACCGAGUUUGCCCCGGAGACCAGAGGACCAUCGACAUCUUUGAUUCCAACACAGCAGAGCUUGUGUAUCAGCUGCAAGACCCCACAGCUUCAGGGAUCAAAUCUAUCAACAAGUUCAACCCAUUGGGUGACGUGAUUGGAUCUGGAAUGGGCGUAACGGUGCUGAUCUGGGACAGGAACGAGUCAAUGAUCAGUGAUCGUUACAAAGAACAGGAGGAAACCUCGACCAUUGUGGACCGCUUAAGAGGCCAGAGGAGGAGACAGCAGCCCUCCAGCAGGGACAGGAAAGGGCCUACUGCGGAUACAAAGCUCAAAAAGAAACUGGCUUCUCUGGAACAAUCAGAGACCAAAACUAAGACCAAGAGUGGGUGUACCAAACAAAAACAAGGCCAGAUGAAGAUGAAGUAAUUGAAUAGUAGAAUAAUAGUGAAAAUCCAUGUGUAUAUAUUUCUUUGUUAACUGUCUGUUCAGGUAUUAUAUGAAUGUUUAAAAAUGGUUUCAGGUAUUCUUUUAUAAACCAGUUUAAAACUGGACCUCUUGUAUGUUCUCACAAUGUUUUUCUACUGAACUAUAAUAAAAUGAUCAUAUUUGA
Molecule: messenger RNA, 1831 nt
Organism: Micropterus salmoides (largemouth bass)
Lineage: Eukaryota; Metazoa; Chordata; Actinopteri; Centrarchiformes; Centrarchidae
Gene: ddb2
Product: damage-specific DNA binding protein 2
Exons: 11
Coding region: 160-1647 (495 amino acids)
Biological process (GO): response to UV; DNA repair
Cellular component (GO): Cul4-RING E3 ubiquitin ligase complex; nucleus
Molecular function (GO): damaged DNA binding; protein binding
Source: RefSeq, a predicted model, not a curated record